Messenger RNA from Lolium rigidum, 2274 nucleotides. Its product is annotated as pentatricopeptide repeat-containing protein At5g08510-like. Gene Ontology annotation, molecular function: protein binding; RNA binding. NCBI's taxonomy places the organism in Eukaryota, Viridiplantae, Streptophyta, Magnoliopsida, Poales, Poaceae. Gene Ontology annotation, biological process: RNA modification. The transcript has a single exon. The coding region runs from base 1 to 1605 and encodes 534 amino acids. The record is from RefSeq and is a predicted model, not a curated record.
AUGCACCCGCUCACCACCUCCUCCACCGCGCUCCUCCGCCUCAUCAAGUCGCUCUCGCCGGCGGUGCCGGGGGCGCACCUGUCGGCGUCCGGCAUCCACUGUCUCCUCCUCAAAGCGGGGCUCCUCCACGCCGGGGCGCACCUCCCCACCGCGCUGCUCUCCGCGUACGCCUCGCUCGGCCGCCCCGCCCACGCGCGGUCCCUGUUCGACGAAAUGCCUGAGCGGGGCCUCGUCGCGCGCACCGCCAUGGCGCGGGCCCACGCCGCGUCCGGGCAGGCGGACCAGGCCCUCGCCGUGUUCCGGGAAAUACUGUCGGAUGGCUUCGUCCCAGACAACGUUGCCUUGGCGGUCGUGCUCGCCGCUUGCCGUGGUGGCGCAGGUUCUUGCACGGCCAAGAGGAACCCAGGCAGGAUGGUCCAUGCUUUCAUCGUGGUCAGCGGCAUCGAGCCAGACAUGUUCGUUUCCACCGAGCUUAUCAGGGUCUACGGGGAGCGCGGCGAGGUGCCGGUUUCCAGAAGGCUGUUCGACGACAUGCCGGCGAGGAGCAACAUUGCUUGGAACGCCAUGGUGCACCAGUAUGCCAGGAAUAAAGACGUGGAGGCCGCGUAUCAUCUCUUUCUCGCGAUGCCAAGGAGGGAUGUGGUUUCGUGGAACACAGUGAUAGCCGGGUAUUGCCUGGCCGGCCGGUGCAGGGAGGCGUUAGGGCUGUUCCGUCAGAUGGUAUCUCCGUCGUCAUGUCGGGUGCGUCCGAACGGACCUACCAUGAGCACCGUCCUUGGUGCCUGUGCGGGUAUAGGCUGUUUGGAGACUGGAAUUUGGGUCCACGCGUACAUUGACAAGAAUCAGAUGAAUGACGACGGCACACUGGAUAGAUGUUUGAUAGACAUGUACGCCAAAUGCGGUAGUAUUGACAAGGCCCUGCAGGUUUUUGAGAAGGCGCCUGGGAAGAGGGACCUGUACUCGUGGACAACGGUGAUAUGUGGACUGGCGAUGCAUGGCCGCGCUGCCGAUGCCCUGCAGAUGUUUAACAUGAUGCAAGACGGUGGCAUAUGCCCUGAUGAUGUUACUCUUGUCGGGGUCUUAAAUGCCUGUGCACAUGGAGGGUUGGUGGACCAAGGCCUUGGGUACUUCUACUCCAUGCAGGAGAAAUAUGGAAUCACACCCAAGGUUGAACACUACGGUUGUAUGGUCGAUCUUCUUGGCCGUGUCGGGCGGUUGCCAGAAGCAUACACGAUGAUAAAAACAAUGCCGAUGAAGCCUAACAUGGUUAUAUGGGGAGCUUUCUUGAGUGCAUGCAAAGUUCAUAGCUGUGUGGAACUUGGCGAGAUCGCGGCAGCAGAGGUCACUAGGUUGGAUCCAGAGGACCCUUGGGCAAGGGUGAUGAUGUCCAGCAUGUAUGCAAAAGCCCAGGAUUGGAGUGGUCUUGCCAGGGAGAGGAGGGAGAUGAACAGCCUGCUGAUGAAGAAGACUCCAGGCUGCAGCUCGGUCGAGCUCGGCGGUGAGGUGCAUGAGUUUGUUGCUGGUGGCAGCCAGCAUCCUCUGCAUGCUGAGAUUUGUACUGUCCUGGAGUUUGUGGAGGCACAAUCACCCACAUAUACAGGCUGAGGCACACAAAGUUCUUCUUUUGAGGUUUCUGUUUUGCUGUUUUUCUUGGCAUGCGGGGCUGGCUGAGGGUGGAUUUGUUGAGCUUCCGUAAGUGGUGCUGACUUCCUCCUUUAAUCAUGCGGAGGGCCUGAGGAAAAGAUUGGAUCGUGGGAGUUAAGCUGCCAGCGCCUAGCAAUUGUCGAAGCUGUUGUUGCCAUGUGCACAAUAUUACGGAAUCCAAUUGGUAUGCUAAGAUGACUGAGCUGAAUAUCCUAGACUCCUUUACCAUGCUCUUGCACCAGCGGUAUUGCAGCUGCCAAACCAUUGUAAUGUAACUGCUGAGCGCAUCAUAGUUGUGGAAAUGUUGAUAACACCACAACUGCAUUGUUGCAGGAAUAAUAAGCUUUCAAAAUAUUGUUUGGUUAGAUCACUGACAAUAGUGUUUGCCUGUGGCAUUGCUUUGUGCCGUUAAAAUAACUGUAAUAACAUGUGUGACAUCCAACGAUUACAUAGAGUAGACAGAAUGAGUUCAUUACAUGAGCACAAACUUCACUCUGAAAGGGGAGCUACACGAGACUCCUGAUCUGAAGGAAGAUACAGGGAAGCUGAAAGUUCUAUCUUAUACUAAUGGCAGAGUUGAUGAACAUGUGAUUUGGUGCAUAUUCUAAUUAAUUUCACAGCUAUGAGCAU